Hypoxylon fragiforme is the source of this 2016-nucleotide messenger RNA. RefSeq lists its product as uncharacterized. The record is from RefSeq and is a predicted model, not a curated record. The coding region runs from base 85 to 1824 and encodes 579 amino acids. Lineage: Eukaryota; Fungi; Ascomycota; Sordariomycetes; Xylariales; Hypoxylaceae. The transcript is spliced from 4 exons.
AUAGAGUUUUACAAUCGGACUCCAUUACUUGAAAACGCCAUCCAUCACUUUCAAAAAUUAAAGCCUAUACUUGUUCAAGAAAUAAUGCAAUCUAUCCCGGUGACACCACCUGUAUGUGCUAAUUGGAAGGAUGGUGGUAACAUCUGCCCUCGCGAGGGCACACAUGCUUGCAGGGACUGCAAGCUAGUUCUGUACUGUGGUCGUGAUUGCCAGAUUGAGCAUUGGAACGAGCACAAGAAGUCUUGCAAAUCCUCACUGAUGAAGCCUGAUUGGCUCCCGGCGUGGGAUCGGGAAGGCAGAGAUCCAGCCUGGGCUCGCGGAGAGGCCGCCACCAACUUCUUCAACUCAUUCGGGAUGGAAAAACAUCUCUGGGGUAACACGCCUGCAAUGGAUGUGCUUCAGCUACAUAAGAAUGAGGGAAUAGCUUAUGGCAAGGAUUUAGCUAUCAUGUUUGCAGCAUCGGGAGAUUUGAGGAAUGUGGUCGAGACUAUACAAAGCCUACCAGAUCAGUUUGACCAACAAGUCAAGUUGACUAUCAAUGACAAAGAUUUCAGCGUCGUCGCUAGAAAUGUUGUGCUGCUACUGUUUGCUCUCACCUCUCUCGACAAGGAGCUUGAGCAAAUAAGCGCCGAGAGUUUGGCUGAAUCCCUCAUUCAUGUCUGGUACUCGGCCAUGAUCACUGAGGAUAUUCUGUCUCGUCUACAGUCAAGUGUGAAGCCACUCAUUGAGGAAGUGUGCCAGAAGAUUUCAAACAAAAGCCCGGGUGUCUCGGUAGGAAAGACCUGGAGCUUUAAGUCUGGAAGCACCCUCCGCUUGGUUCUAAAGAAAGAGGAUUGGGCUCGUGUACUGUCAUUUCUCGAAGUGCCCGAACAUUUAUCUGCGUCAGGUGCUCGCGCGGUCCGGCAUGCCAUCGUCCUAGCACCAGAGAGACAGGACUAUCGAGAGCGGUGGUAUUUCAAAGAUGCCACGCCGUCUAUGAGGGUUGCUAAACAGCGGUUCAGAGAGGAUGGCUUACUCCUACCCUUCGGACAUCCACGGCUCGGUUUCAACUGUCCCAACCCGACUAUCUUCCAGGCAGCCGAUUCCUGGCCUCUGAACGACCAGGCAAACCCUAUGAAUGGUUGGCCCCCGAGCAAGGUCAGAGCAACACCAUACAGAGCUGCCGAAGACUUGUAUGGGAGAUUUUUCUCCUAUCUUCGCACCACCUUCACAGCUUUUAUCAAGCGAGUUGCUACCGUGAAAAUGCACUUUGAGCUUUUUAAUGUUGAUGCCAUGGAAUUAUACCAUCUAGCGGAGAAGGGUGUAUACGACAGAGUAGAGACAUCAAAUAUUUCGGACGUUGCUUACCUUGGAACAUACGGAACCAUACGUUGCCUGUCACCCUUUCUCAAGCCGCCGCAGAUCAGUCAAUAUGCCACUCUCAUAACAAUUUAUAUGAAUGCAGUUAUGGAAGCCGCUAGAUUUUCCGGAGAGCUGGAAGCGCUAAAAGGCUUCGAAGACAUUUUCGACUACUUACCCGUCGAGGAUGGCCUAGGUUUCAUUGUGAAUAGCCAAGGUGCGAAAACCUAUCGUGUCUGGGAUGCGCGGGCUCUUAUCUUAGACGCGGACACACUCUUUGGCAAAUACAUGACCAAGCUUGAAUUCCACCGGAUUGCAGAGGACUUGCGGGUAAAGAUGAAGGAACAUAACACGAUCGGAGAUCCGUGGCCUACGCGUCUCAAACUUCGUCUGGGGGAGCCUGGUGCCAAGGAGGAAUUCUUGUAUGCUCUAUCGUCAUCUUUCAUAGGGGCUGAGCGGUGCGUUGAGUGGAAACGGACGGAGUAGGUAGCUCGGGACGGGGUGUCUUGCCAGAUUUUGGAUGUACAUUACCUUGACGAAAGGCGAACGGAAAAAAGGUAGGAAGAGCCGAAAAAGGGGAGGAUGGUACAGAGACGAUCUAAAAAUUGCAGACAAAAAUUCAAAAGUAUUUGAGGAUGCUGUGCCUGCCUACUGGGUGGUGUGUUGAAAAUUACAACA